AUGCGUAGAUGCUACUAUGAAGAGCUGGGAACUAGAACUGCAAAAUCAGUGCCAUCUAUUGUGAAACCACCCAAAUUGGAACUCAAACAACUGCCACCACAUCUUCGAUAUGCGUACCUGGGGGAAUCUUCUACACUACCUGUUAUAAUUUCAAGCACUGUCAAUGAGGUAGAGGAAGAGAAACUACUUCAGAUGUUUGAGAGAUUAGCAGGGCAUUCGCACUACUAUUUUCUAGAUGGGUACUCCGGUCUUGUGCUACAAUGGUGUACGGAGACCAACUUGGUGUUGAAUUGGGAGAAAUGUCACUUUAUGGUGCAAGAAGGUAUCGUACUAGGGCACAAAAUUUCAGCAAAGGGUAUUGAAGUAGAUAGGGCAAAGAUUCAAGUGAUCGAGAAGUUACCACCACCUACCUCAGCGAAGGGUGUUCGCAGUUUCCUUGGGCACGCUGGAUUCUACAGAAGGCUUAUCAAUGAUUUUUCAAAAAUUACCAAACCUCUGUGCUAUUUACUGAUGAAAGAGUCCACAUUUGAGUUUACUGAUGAGUGUCUGCAGGCCUUUAAUACUUUGAAAGAGAAGAAGAAAGUAUUUCAUGUGAUCUACUAUGCAAGUAAGACUUUGAACGAUGCUCAGUUAAAUUAUGCCACUACGGAGAAAGAGCUUCUUGCUGUAGUCUAUGCAUACUUGAUGGAGAAGAAGGAUGCUAAGCCACGCCUCAUCCGUUGGAUAUUGCUACUUCAAGAGUUUGACCUGGAAAUCAAGGAUAAGAAAGGCAGUGAAAACGUGGUAGCGGACCACCUAUCUCGGCUUGAGGACACAGAACAGGAAGAGACAGUGGAAAUAAACGAGAUCUUCCCAGAUGAGCAGAUCUUUGGUGUGAUGGAAGCACCCUGGUAUGCAGACAUAGUUAACUAUUUAGCCAGGUGGGGGGCUGAUCAAAUCGUUCGGCGUUGUGUACCAGAGGAAGAGGUGCCUUUGAUAUUAGAGAACUGUCACUCGUCUAUAUAUGCAGGGCAUUUUGGUGCUUCUAAGACAGCGGCGAAAAUUCUCCAAUCAGGUUUUUACUGGCCCACACUCUUUAAGGAUGUGUUUGAAUUUGUAAAGAGGUGUGACCGAUGUCAGCGCACGGAUAACAUCUCUAGAAGAAAUGAGAUGCCUUUGAGUAGUAUCUUGGAGGUGGAAUUAUUUGAUGUCUGGGGGAUCGAUUUCAUGGGGCCAUUCCUACCAUCUUUUUCGAAUCAAUACGUUUUAGUGGCGAUGGACUAUGUCUCGAAGUGGGUUGAAGCGGUUGCAUUGCCUACAAAUGAUGGGAAAUUAUUAUCAAAAUAUGGCGUCAAGCACAGCAUAGCCACCGCAUAUCAUCCCCAAACCAGUGGACAGACUCCUAUAGGAAUGUCUCCAUAUCAAUUGGUUUUCGGGAAAGCAUGCCAUCUACCUCUUGAGAUCGAACAUCAUGCUUACUGGGCGAUGAAGAAGUUGAACAUGGAUUUGAAGGCUGCAGGAAAAUUGAGAUCGAGAUGGUCUGGUCCAUACACCAUUACACAAGUAUUUCCACAUGGGGCAAUUGAGAUCACUCACGACAGCAAGGGGACAUUCAAAGUCAAUGGACAGCGGUUGAAGCAUUACUGGGGUGGUGAUUUCUCAAAGGACAAGUCUACCGUCCAACUUGGAUCACCAGAAUGA
Olea europaea var. sylvestris is the source of this 1680-nucleotide messenger RNA. RefSeq lists its product as uncharacterized. The transcript has 9 exons. The record is from RefSeq and is a predicted model, not a curated record. Lineage: Eukaryota; Viridiplantae; Streptophyta; Magnoliopsida; Lamiales; Oleaceae. Bases 1 to 1680 code for a protein of 559 amino acids. Gene Ontology annotation, molecular function: nucleic acid binding.